This is a messenger RNA of Mirounga angustirostris (Northern elephant seal), 603 nucleotides long. RefSeq names its product lipocalin. The record is from RefSeq and is a predicted model, not a curated record. Lineage: Eukaryota; Metazoa; Chordata; Mammalia; Carnivora; Phocidae. Gene Ontology annotation, molecular function: small molecule binding.
AUGGUCCUGCAGAGAGGGCCCCUCCUGCUGCUGACCCUCAGCCUGGGCUUGGCCCGUGCCCAGAAGACUCUAGACGAGGUGCCGGUACAACCAGGGUUUAAUGCCCACAAGGUGGAGGGACGCUGGUUCACCACCCGGCUGGCUGCCAGCCGCACCCACCUGGUCUCCCCAGCCGAUCCCCUGAGGCUUGGCCUCCAUUCCAUUUGGACUCGGGACGAGGAUGUGGAGUUCGUCUUGUUCUGGACAGGACAGGGGGUAUGCAAAGGAGUGAACAUCACCAUCCACCCAAGGCUCCAGGGCCAGUUCCAAGGCUCCCGUGAAGGCGCGGGCAUGCUCGUCCGCUUCGUCAGCACCGACUACAGCAACCUCAUCCUUUACGUCCGCUUCGAGGACGCCGGCGAGACCACCAGCCUGUGGGCUCUGCUGGCCAGAAGAAUGCUCGGGGACCCCACGUGGCUGGGGAAAUACCUUGGGUACGUUGCCAGAUUCCAGCUGCAGAAAGCCCCUGUCUUCAACCUGGAUGGUAGGCACGGCCCUCCAGAUACUUCCCCCAUGCCCAGGCUGCUGCGCUGGGGCCUCGCCUGCCAGGCUUGGAACCCCUAG